GGGGUACUUAAUUUUUUUUUUCCUUUUCCUCUUUCAAUAUGAAUAGUCCAUACACUACUCAGUUGCGUUUUAGUCAUGCUUUGUCUAUUGUUCGCGCAAUACCGCCAGAUAGUAUACUACAACCUACUGCAGCAGAUAAACUACAAUUCUAUGGUCUAUACAAGCAAGCAACAGAGGGUGAUAUCAAUAUACCUAGACCUUCUUCACGACAAAUGGUAGAUUAUGCUAAGUGGAAAGCAUGGAGCCGUAUGAAAGGCAUCAGCCCUAUUGAAGCACAAAAACUAUACAUUGACUCUCUCAUUCAACUCUUGGCAGAGCUUCUUCAUCGAUAUCCUCGCCAUGGGCAAUCAGAAUUCUUGAAAAAAGCUUUACAAAGCCUAGAAUAUGAUGACAAAAACGAUAAAGAAAAUGACUUUUUUCAAGAUGCUUAUGAUCCUGCAGAAUUCGAAUUGCAACAGCAUUUUCUCAAUCAAAUUGAGGCUGAUCAACUGUUGAAGGAGAACAUCAUCAACUCACCUCCUGCUUCAUGCAAUUAUUUUAAUAAUGAGUAUCCAAUUACACCUGUGACUUCCCCCGGACAUUCCCAUACUGGGCAAUGGGUACUAGAACAAAAGAAUCGCUUAGACGACAUCACAUCAGAAGCAGACACGAUAGACCGUGAAGUAGCUGCUGUCACAGCUAAUUUACAGUUAUCUUCACCAAGAGAAUCACCUUACCAUACUUUACCUACACCCAGCAGUCAUAACAAAAAGAAACUAGCACUGCCUCAAUCUUCAAAUCCGACACCAAGAAAGAAAUCAUUCAACUCUUCAUCUUCUUCUACUUCAUCCCCUAAAAAAACUGAUCGAGCACUAGAAAAACUACAGACAGAAGUUACUGCUUUAACGGAGCAAAUUGACAGACUUCGACAGAGUAUACAACUAAGAGAAGAAGACAAAUGGAGUGUAUGGCGCAUCAUCAAGAUCCUACUCAAACACUUAAUGGCAAAUUCGGCUAUUUUUUUGAUUGUAUUUUAUGCACUUUGGAAGAGCAAGUCACCUAUAGCUUAUAAACUGAUUGAUUAUUUGCAACCUUUGAUACAAGCAUUAGUUCGUAAUAUUCUACGCAAGGUUGUAUUUUGGAAGAUUACAGUUUAAAUAAAUAAACAAUCUUGUGUUUGUUAUGACAGUAAA
Gilbertella persicaria is the source of this 1172-nucleotide messenger RNA. Its product is annotated as acyl CoA binding protein-domain-containing protein. Gene Ontology annotation, biological process: fatty acid metabolic process. The record is from RefSeq and is a predicted model, not a curated record. The coding region runs from base 39 to 1136 and encodes 365 amino acids. Lineage: Eukaryota; Fungi; Mucoromycota; Mucoromycetes; Mucorales; Choanephoraceae. The transcript has 4 exons. Gene Ontology annotation, molecular function: fatty-acyl-CoA binding.